Molecule: messenger RNA, 2226 nt
Organism: Linum trigynum
Lineage: Eukaryota; Viridiplantae; Streptophyta; Magnoliopsida; Malpighiales; Linaceae
Source: the annotation of a GenBank genome assembly
AUGGUAGGCCAGGUUUUGCGUUUUGGCGGGAAUGGGCUUGGCCAGAUACUCACCGCGGCGGCUGUGGCUCUCCUACUCCGGCUGUUUUCCGGCCCGGGCCCUGCUCUGCCGCCCGGUUCUGAGUCCGAUCACGAUGACAUGGAGAAAGAUGAGGAUGAAGCUGGUGCCGAUGAUGAAACCGACCAUUCUCCCUCCGUCGGGAAGAAGGUUGCUCCGGUUACAAUCCGGUGGCGCAACAUCAACUGUUCCCUCUCUGACAAGCGCUCUGAAUCAGUAAGAUUCCUGCUUAAAAAUGUAAGCGGAGAGGCAAAACCAGGAAGGUUGCUUGCAAUAAUGGGGCCAUCAGGUUCAGGGAAAACGACUUUGCUCAAUGUUUUAGCUGGGCAGCUGAUGGCAUCCCCGCGUAUGAAUUUAUCCGGUCUUCUGGAGGUUAAUGGGAAGCCAUAUUCGAACAGAGCUUACAAGUCGGCUUAUGUGAGACAGGAGGAUCUUUUCUUUUCUCAGCUAACUGUAAGGGAGACACUUUCGCUGGCUGCAGAGCUUCAGCUUCCUCAUAUAUCUUCUGUGGAAGAAAGAGAUGAAUAUGUGAAUGGUUUGUUGUUCAAACUGGGUCUGGUUAAUUGCGCCGAUUCUAUCGUUGGAGAUGCAAAAGUUCGUGGUAUAAGUGGCGGCGAAAAGAAGCGGUUAUCAGUUGCAUGUGAACUUAUAGCGAGUCCUUCCAUAGUUUUUGCUGAUGAACCGACAACAGGUCUUGAUGCAUUCCAGGCAGAGAAAGUAAUGGAAACUCUGCGACAGCUGGCUCAAGAUGGACAUACAGUUAUUUGCUCGAUUCACCAACCAAGGGGUUCGGUUUACGAUAAAUUCGACGAUAUUGUGUUGCUGACAGAGGGUGCUUUAGUUUAUGCCGGCCCUGCUGGUGAUCAGCCAUUGACCUACUUCUCAAAAUUUGGGUAUAAAUGUCCAGAGCACGCCAAUCCCGCUGAAUUUUUGGCUGAUCUCGUCUCGGUUGACUACAGCUCUGCUGAAAGUGUAUACUCAUCUCGGAAAAGGAUCGACGGCCUUGUUGAGUCAUUUGCAGAACAAGCAACCUUGAUACUGUACACAACUCCACUUAAGAGGAGUGGGAGAGGCAGUGAGAGGAAAUUUGGAAAAAGAAUUGCUUCAAAUGGAAAAGGGAAUUGGUGGAAACAAUUUAGGUUACUUCUUAAACGUGCAUGGAUGCAGGCCUCACGUGAUGGGCCUACAAACAAAGUACGUGCAAGAAUGUCCAUGGCAUCAGCUCUUAUAUUUGGCUCAGUGUUCUGGAGAAUAGGUAGAUCCCAGACAUCAAUACAAGAUAGGAUGGGAUUGCUUCAGGUUGCAGCAAUAAACACUGCCAUGGCUGCUCUCACCAAAACCGUUGGUGUGUUUCCCAAGGAAAGAGCUAUAGUUGACAGAGAGCGAGCCAAGGGGUCUUACGCUUUGGGACCCUAUCUGCUUUCCAAAAUGAUAGCUGAGAUUCCUGUGGGGGCAGCGUUUCCUCUCAUGUUUGGUGCUGUACUUUAUCCUAUGUCUGGCCUCCAUCCUACUUUAUCAAGGUUUGGGCAGUUCUGUGGAAUUGUGACGGCAGAGUCAUUUGCCGCUUCUGCAAUGGGUCUAACAGUGGGGGCUAUGGUUCCAAGCACUGAAGCCGCAAUGGCUGUGGGACCCUCUCUCAUGACUGUUUUCAUUGUUUUUGGUGGCUAUUAUGUGAAUGCUGACAAUACGCCGAUUAUAUUCAGAUGGAUUCCCCGUGUAUCAUUGAUAAGAUGGGCCUUUCAAGGACUUUGCAUCAAUGAAUUCAAGGGUCUUCACUUUGACCAUCAAAACUCUUUCGAUGUUGAAACUGGAGAGCAGGCACUAGAGCGUCUAUCCUUCGGCGGAAGCAGGAUCAACGAUACAGUGAUGGCUCAGAGUAGAAUUCUGGCAUUCUGGUAUUGCACCACCUACUUUCUCUUACAGAAAAAUAAGCCCAAAUACCAGCGGCUGGAGGCAGCACCACCUUCAUCAGAACAAACCGAAAAGCUGGAGCCUACGGAGCCUGAACAAACUACGCAGCUACUUCAGCAACAAGAUCAACUUACGGCAACACAAGAAGAGGAAGAAGCAGCAGCAGCAGCAGCAGAAGAAGAAGAAUCAAAUUCACAGUUCAAAGAGAUACCACCACCCGACGACCAAAUCCGACCAUUUAUCUUUGAAGGUUUGUAA